Penicillium macrosclerotiorum is the source of this 408-nucleotide messenger RNA. RefSeq lists its product as uncharacterized. The transcript has a single exon. The record is from RefSeq and is a predicted model, not a curated record. Bases 1 to 408 code for a protein of 135 amino acids. NCBI's taxonomy places the organism in Eukaryota, Fungi, Ascomycota, Eurotiomycetes, Eurotiales, Aspergillaceae.
AUGGAUGACACGCAGAGACUGAAGAACGACUUCGACAAUUUGAAGUUCGAAAUGAAGAGGAGUCUCGUUGUCUGGACAGCGCAAUUUGCGCAGAACCCCCUCUCCGUCGCAGCCCAACUACUAGCAUUCCAUGCAGCACUCAAAGUCUGGAAAGGCCAUGCGGCAUUCCGAGACGACCCCGCGUCCGCAUCGAAAUGCAAUGCGGUCCUCAAUGACCUGCUCCUCAUCAGCCACGACCUUGAGAGACUGCACCAUGUCAAACUGGACGGUCAGGAUCCCCAGAAGACUCUGUCAGCACUUAAAACUGCUACUACUAAUAUUCUAGAUAACAUGCGCAUCCUGAGUGUGCGAGUUGAAAAGCUCGAAGUGCGGAUGUGCUGGACUGAGCAGAAUGAUUCUGUGGGGUGA